GAACCUAUGCGUUGGAUCACUGAUUCACCAGAAAUUUUGUUUUGAUAACACGUAGUUUGUGUAAGGAUUCCUGACCCGAAAAACUAUGUCCUGUUGAAACCGAUUAUAUCACACCGGAAGCAAUGGACAGACCAGACUUACAGCACUACUAUCUGGAACUGUCGCCGGAUCCGGUUCGGUUCGACGCCGUGAGUCAGCUGACGAAUGUUUUCUUCGACGAUGCAAAACAGCAGGUAUUUGCCGUCCGUUCCGGUGGUGCUACUGGGAUUGUAGUCAAGAGUGCCAACGAUGCACAGAGUAUCUCUUUCUGCAUGGAAGACCGAGGUACCAUCCGGUCGAUCAAGUUCGCCCCGGACAACCAGAUUUUGGCUGUCCAACGGAACGAAACUGCAGUCGAGUUUGUUCCUUUCAAUGCUAGCAAUCAACCCGUUGUGGCGGACAUGCUAAUCCACCAGGGCAAGAACACCAUAUACGGAUUUGUGUGGGUUCAUGACCGUCAGGUGGCGUUAAUCUCAAACGCUGGAGUGGAGAUAUUCCAGCUGAACUUGGAAAAACGGACUUUGAAGUCGGUCAAGUCUCUGAACUCGUCGGUGAGUUGGUUCAGCUUCUGUCCCACGUCUAACUUCGCGUUGCUGUCCUCGAACAAUGGCUCGAUCUUGACACCGGUGCUGUUGAAGCCAUCAACUAUCACGAAACUUCCCCGUCUAGAGUUGGGCACUGGUCAGACCUGUUCCGGGAGGGAUGUGACUUUGGCUCAACUGUACGGUACCAAUGCUAUUAUGAUUUUGAGGCAGCUGCAGAACCGCCAAUUUGAAGUGGUUAUCUAUCUACUGAACGGCCCUGGAUUAGCACCACGGAAGUCCCACAUCCUUCGGCUGGGACAAAACGGACGCUUCGCUAUGAACAUCGUCGACGACGUGGUGGUGGUUCAUCAUCAGGCAACGGCAACUUCAAUGCUGUUCGACAUAGCCCUCGGGGGAGGAGAGAUAGAUGCCAACUCGGGAGCAGUUAUUCAUCAACCGAUCAUUCCUGCUAAAGCGAUCAAACCAUUUGCCUUGGAAGUACCGAGCAUUUCGCUCGACGGCAAGACUGUCAUGUGCGAUCUAUAUUCACAACACUGGGUUCUGUUUCAACCGAACAUCGUAAUCGAUGCCAAAUUGGGCUGCCUUUGGUCUGUGCUGUUGAAGCUGAACUCGCUUUGCACCCUCAUCACGGACAGAAUUCGGCUGGUGGAAUUCCUGCUGCAACGAAGCGAUGGUAAAUCUGCUCUGCUGAACGUACUCAAGGAGAUGAUGAGUUCGAACUACAGCGGAACUAUGCUGCCUAUCAUCGAAAGCGUGUUCAACAAAUUGAACUCGCUGUACAAAAGCGUGCUAGACAACGAGCUUCAGAGUCAGAUGGCCCUGAUGGCACUAUCCAGCAAGACAACUUCCCAUAAGCACAUGGUCAAUCCACGGGUGCUCAUCGAUCAAGCUGACAUGUAUACGGCCGUGUUCUCCUGUAUCACAGAGGCAGAACAGCUAGGUAAAAUCCUGCUGCUCUAUUUGCAUUCCCUAGCCCGUCACGGUAUCGCUCCCAGCCACGAGCUGAGCAAGCAAAUCGUCAUAGAUUUGGUCAACAACAGACAGUUCGACACGCUGCAGAAUCUGCUCAAAUAUUCUGCCCUGAAUGAGUCGAAACCAUUGGCGUGCUUCCUCCUCUCACUGUCCAAUACGCAUCCCUCGGUGUCACAAAUGGCGCUGGACAUGUUGGCCCGGCUGAACGCCAACGAGAUUAUUCUGGAGGUUCUGCUGGAGAAGGGACAGGUCAUUGAGGCGCUUCGGAUCGCCAAGCAAAUGCCCGGAGCGGACUCGUUACCGGCCAGGAAGUACCUCGAGGCGGCGUUCAAAACCAAAGACCCGCUGGUGUUCCACUCGGUGUACAACUUUUUCGAGGCCAAGAACAUUAGGGUGCGAGGCUCGCCGAAUUUCCUCAAACAUGAACAAUGCGGGGAAUAUGUGCAACACUAUCAAACGUUGAUCAGCACGCAAUGUUUGUAACAGGUCGAUGAGAUUAGACUAGACUUAGAGGUAUGAUCUAUGAACUCUAUUUCAUCAUUCAAAUUGUGAUUUGUUUAAAGGGAUUAUAUUGCAUAUUUAUUGUGA
Molecule: messenger RNA, 2144 nt
Organism: Aedes aegypti (yellow fever mosquito)
Lineage: Eukaryota; Metazoa; Arthropoda; Insecta; Diptera; Culicidae
Gene: Bulli
Exons: 4
Coding region: 123-2039 (638 amino acids)
Biological process (GO): regulation of autophagy
Cellular component (GO): lysosomal membrane; Mon1-Ccz1 complex; late endosome membrane
Source: RefSeq, a predicted model, not a curated record